AGGUAUUGCCACAGCAAGCGGCAUCAAAGUUGCUUGUCCUACUGCCUGGCGAAGAUUUGCUCAGGUCAAUCAGCCGGUCUUUGGCUUCUGGAGACUCUCAGAAUCUAACGAUCCGGCCAUGUAAAGGGAUCACCGGUCGGAUGCCGCGCAAGAAGGCUGCAGACCGCGUGGGUCCGGUCAAGACCCGAAGUCGUGGCGGCUGUAAAGAAUGCCGCGCGAGUCGAGUUCGCUGCGACACGAAGAAGCCAACAUGCACUCGGUGCUUGGAGAAAGGCUUGGUCUGUACGACUCAACUAGUGCUCAAAUGGGAAUCCGAAUUCGUGAGCCGUGGCCUCGCCUUUGGCCGAGCCGGCGUCUGGAGUAAGGCCCGGGCUACCGGUGGGCCUUCCCCAAAGCCGUCGCCCGGGGCAUCGCCCUCUAUCUUCAUUGAUGAUCAGGAAUGGUGUCCUGUCCCGCUUAUAGAAUCGUGGGGCUUUGUCAAUAGCGGGGUCGCAACAUUUGAUCAGCCAUACGAAGUCGACGUAGCGUGCGACGAGCUGAACGCCCUGAUCGUUCGCGACAAGGGCUAUCACCACUUUCCACGCUAUGUCAGUGAGACCAGUCUCGAUUCGCCGCUCUCAAUGAACGUGCUGAAUGCUUCGUCCAUUCAUCCGGAGCCUGUCGGACUGUCUCCCUCGUUGUCAUUGUUUCCGCCCAUGUCUGCAUCCGAGGAUCGAUUCCUCUUUGACUACUAUCUUCAACAGGUGUGUCCUCGGACCACCGCAAGCUCUAAGCUCUCGUCGCCCUUUGCGUCGAUCAUUCUGCCCUUCUGCUUGUCCGCGUCUCCGCUCAUGUUUACCGCGAUACAAGCUCUUGGGGCCUGCCACUGGGCGCGCUUUGAUUCUACGUACAGUGUCAUUGGGCUUCGGCUCAAAGCACAAGCAUUGCGGGGCCUGCGUCACCGGCUUGCAACGGAAGGCCCGCUAAUAUGCUCCGAAGACCCUGAGGUGCUAGCCAUUAUGAUGAUGUUGUGUCUCUAUGAGAUUGUCGACAACUGCGAUCAACGCUGGACCAUUCAUCUCAAGGGGGCCAAGGAUCUGAUUCGUCUUCGCAGACAGCGACAGAACUCUUCCCUUGCGACAUCCCGCGAUGCCCUGGACCCUGUGUCUGCCUUUGCGGAGCUAUUUUUUGCAUUCCAGGAUGUCAUGGGCCGCACUGCAUGCGGGGAAGAAGUGAGCUUUGGGACGGAUUAUUGGCACGAAAACGAACGGAACAUCGAUCUAUGGAUGGGAUGUAGUCCUGAGUUGGUCUCUAUUCUGUCUUCGAUCACUGAAAUGAGCCGGACCAGACGGAGUUUGACCUCCCAUGCAGCCCGGGCAUCCUUCUCGCAAAGGGCAGCGUCCUUGGUGCGCAAGCUCGAGAACCUUGUGCAAGAAGUCAGCGAUGACGACGACAGCAACCUCGAAUCAGCUGCUGAGCUGAAGCGUCUUGCAGCCGUUUUAUACCUGCAUUGCGCCUUGUAUGGGGCGUCUCCAUCCACGCCAUUAGUAGUGGGCUACGUUCGGAAGAUCUUACGGCUUGUGUCGGACCUACUCGACUCGGGCUCGCUGGUGAGCAUGACCUGGCCUGUGUUCGUGGCCGCAGUUGAAUUGGAUCCAGGCCAGGAUGAGGUUUGGAGAGACAACCGUGGUGAGACCGUGGUCCACGGACGGCCCUUGGUCUUGCGGGCGUUAGCCGCGAUGGCGGAGUCCAGCGUUUCCAAUGUUGCCCGGACUCGAGCGGUUAUUGUCAAGGUUUGGCAGGCACGAGACAGCGAUAUGGUCAAAGGCUCGCCUGUAGAUGCCUCGGAGGAUAAUCAAGGUUGCAACGACUGGGAGUGGUACGUUGCACCGAUAAGCAACGCGAUGAGCUUGGCAUGAGGCAUGAUGGAAGUUGUCUUCUUGGAGGACUUACUUUGUAGGAUAGUGGUGCCUUUUCUUUUUCUUUCUCUUUC
Aspergillus japonicus CBS 114.51 is the source of this 1972-nucleotide messenger RNA. Its product is annotated as Zn(II)2Cys6 transcription factor. Gene Ontology annotation, cellular component: nucleus. Gene Ontology annotation, biological process: positive regulation of transcription by RNA polymerase II. Gene Ontology annotation, molecular function: zinc ion binding; DNA-binding transcription factor activity, RNA polymerase II-specific; transcription cis-regulatory region binding. The record is from RefSeq and is a predicted model, not a curated record. Bases 141 to 1898 code for a protein of 585 amino acids. NCBI's taxonomy places the organism in Eukaryota, Fungi, Ascomycota, Eurotiomycetes, Eurotiales, Aspergillaceae. The transcript has a single exon.